AUGCCACGAGUAAAUAAUAGAUUGACAAGAGAGCUUGCCAAACUUACUCAAAAUCCGCCAGAAGGUAUAGCAUGUUAUCAAAAAGAUGAUAAAAUAAAUCAUUUGAUUGUGACUAUUUUGGGACCAAGUGGUAGCCCUUAUGAAGGCGGAUUAUUUAAAUUAGAAGUAGAAGUUGAUGAUUCUUAUCCAUUUGAACCACCGAGAAUAAAAUUUUUAACGCCUGUUUACCAUCCAAAUAUCGAUACCGGUGGUAGAAUUUGUAUGGAUUUAUUAAAAAUGCCACCGAAUGGUGGCUGGAAUCCUACAUUCACAUUAGAAAAUAUUUUUGUUGCUGUACAAUCAUUACUGGGCCACCCAAAUCCAGAUGAUCCGUUGAUGCCGACUAUUGCAAAUGAAUAUCGGUUUGAUAAAAGUGAAUUCGAGAAGAAAGCUCGUGACCAUGUACUGAAACACGCUAAUUCUUAA
Microplitis demolitor is the source of this 465-nucleotide messenger RNA. Its product is annotated as ubiquitin-conjugating enzyme E2 T. Bases 1 to 465 code for a protein of 154 amino acids. The record is from RefSeq and is a predicted model, not a curated record. The transcript has a single exon. Lineage: Eukaryota; Metazoa; Arthropoda; Insecta; Hymenoptera; Braconidae.